UUUUGCAAGUAGCCAAACCGAUCCCUGUAUAUUUUCGACACGAAGAAUACCUCCCACACUGUGCCAUCCUGUCCCCGCCAGCAUAGCGAGACGACUCGCGCUGCCGCCAACAAAUGUCCCAUCCGUCACCCCCCGACUGCGCGAAGCAAGCCGGAUGCAUCUGUGGUUGCUUCUCGGGAUGUGCCGCCGGGGGGCGCGGGGCUUGGAAAAGAGGCCAAGGCAUCGUGUGCGGGACUAUCAACCGCAAAACUGGCAGCCAGGAGAGGGAGGCAGGAAGAGAUAGAGAGAUACAGAGAGAGAGAGAGAGAGACACACACACAGAGAAGAGAAAGAGAAAGAGAGAGAGAGAGAUAGAGAGAAACAAAAAAAGAGAGCGACGCGGUGCAAUUGAGUAAGUGCGAACCCAACCACAAUAAAUCAUAACAUAAUUGAAACUGGACAGCCUGGCGCAGAAAAACAAAACGAACAGCUCGCCAUUAUCAGGGAGCAGCUCUUGAAACAGCAAGCCGGUGCAGUGCCGUCUGUAAGUGGCAUGCACUUGAACUCGUCCCUUGUUGAAGCGCGAAACGAGUUGUCCACCCCAGGCUGGCGCGGGGCGCCGCUUGGGCUGCAGACGGCUUGAGUGCACAGGGGAGGUAAUCAAUAGCGGGCCCUGGAUGCGCCUGGGCGCUAGCAGGACAGCAAACCCCCACAUGUGGGGGGGGUCACUCAGAGUUAACAAAAAAGAGUCAGCAGAUCUUGAAACAGCAGGCGGCUUCACGACGCCAACGAGGACGACGACGACGAACACGAGGAAAGACAGAGGACGACGUAGGCGACGACGACGACGACGCGGGAGGAGGGAGGACGGCGACGACGACGACGGCGACGACGCAAGAGCGCGCGCGCACGCAUUUGUUGAAAAUCCGUGUUGCGAAACCUUGGGUUUUUGUAGAAUUGAAACUGGACAGCCUGGCGCAGAAAAACAAAACGGACAGCUCGCCAUUAAAAGGGAGCAGCUCUUGAAACAGCAAGCCGGUGCAGUGCCGUCUGUAAGUGGCAUGCACUUGAACUCGUCGCUUGUUGAAGCGCGAAACGAGUUGUCCACCCCAGGCUGGCGCGGGGCGCCGCUUGGGCUGCAGACGGCUUGAGUGCACAGGGGAGGUAAUCAAUAGCGGGCCCUGGAUGCGCCUGGGCGCUAGCAAACCAGCAAACCCCCACAAUAUCGCACGGCCACGUGUGGGGGGGGUCACUCAGAGUUAAAAAAAAGAGUCAGCAGAUCUUGAAACAGCAGGCGGCUUCAUGGCCCCCUGUAAGUGGCAGGCGGUUGGACUUGCUCCUGGAGGAAGCGCCAUCCAAUCUGUCUGCCGCAGGCAAUUCUGAGGCACCGCUUGGGCAAGUGCACAACAGACACAAGUGCAUUGCUCGCUAUGGAUGCGCAU
Molecule: messenger RNA, 1421 nt
Organism: Prorocentrum cordatum
Lineage: Eukaryota; Dinophyceae; Prorocentrales; Prorocentraceae
Source: the annotation of a GenBank genome assembly